AUGGCUCUUACUGAGUUCCAUCGCUUCUCUCUACUCCCCCUAGAACUCCGUCGAGAGAUCUACCACUUAGCCACGCCACCCCGCUUUGUCCAUGUCCAGCGAUUUGACGAGCAAGACUACGAUGAAUUCGCAGAGCAUAUACGCACAACACCAAACGCUAUUCGACUAGACGAAUCCCUCAUCCACUUCUCCUUCAACUGGCGGCCUCAUAUUUCCCCUCGGACCACGCAGAGACAGUCUGCACUUGAGCGUUAUGGGUUCUCGAGCAACAAGUCGGCGUCUCAGCCGUGGAAAGUGACAAAGCUCGCCCCUCGAAUCAGCCUAGAUUGGCUAAGCGUGAAUCCUGAAUAUGCGUGGCAGCUUUGCAGGGAGGUUUCCAUGUACAGCACUGCUCCAAUUCCCGCACUGCUGCAUACGUGCCGUGAAUCUCGUGACGACUUGAUCAGGAGAGGGUAUCAGCUUGCCUUUCGCACCCGGUCUCACGGUCCUCGAACAUGGUUCAAUUUUGAUCACGACGUCCUAUUUAUUUCUCAUGGGGAUGACUGGGGUACCAAGCAUCGGGUACUCAGUGGCUGUGCGUGGGAUAUUGGUCAAUUCCAUACCAGUGAUAUGGAAAGGGUCAAAAGAGUCGCCUUGGAGGAAUCCACAGGGUCUCUUUACCUUGCUCAUCCUAGAUUCAGCGAAGGCAACUACAAGUUUUCCGACGUCUCAUCUGUAUUGCGGCUUUUCAAGCACCUCGAGGAGUUGCUCUUGGUCGAAUGGACAGAUUCACAUAUGGUGGCAUUCUGCCCGAUGAAAGACUUUUACGCCAGGGCGAAGCAACGACAUAGAUACGACACCCAGUGUCUUUGGAGCUACCAGCCUGUCAGCGAGGUUGACGUGCUUCCGCAACUGUUUCACCCUGCGAACUCUUGGAGCCCCCUGACUGUAGCAUCCAUCGGGCCAUACGGGGAGCUUCUCAACAAUCAUCAAGGUCUAGAGAGAAACGGAUACAUCAGGAUGGUUCAGGAGUCACUGCAAGAGAAGCUCGUUAGAUACAGAAGCUCUGUAGGUUCACGGCACACGGCUGAUGCCGAUGUUUGGUGGAAUAUACCUACCAUCACGACUGUUCAUGUCAUGUCGACUUGGGGACAUGAACUUCUUGCCCGCGAACGAUGGCGCGCCCUCAGUAGGGUUUAUAGACUUCGAAAGCAGUGGCUGGCCCACGAAAAGCGAGUCUCUAACCAUCUGCCGCAGAGCGAAGAGUAUGACUUUCAAGCAGAUGAAGAGGCAUACGACCUCACGUUUGAGACUGAUGCGCAUGAGGCGAAGCGGAUUUGGUGGGUCCGGGAAGGGAUAAUUCCUUUCAUUGACGAAUAG
Messenger RNA from Fusarium odoratissimum NRRL 54006, 1359 nucleotides. RefSeq lists its product as uncharacterized. The record is from RefSeq and is a predicted model, not a curated record. Lineage: Eukaryota; Fungi; Ascomycota; Sordariomycetes; Hypocreales; Nectriaceae. The transcript has a single exon. Bases 1 to 1359 code for a protein of 452 amino acids.